GGCUGUCUUUUGCUUUGAGCAUAAAUUUUGAUAUUACUUUAAAAUAAUAAAUUACAUAGUUUUUAACUACAAUUAACAAGAAAGGGCCGUAUUUAAAGACUUUCAUAAUAUCUUUGCUAUAUGUAAAAUAAAAUUGCGCUUUAAGCUUUGAUGAUUUCUUAAUUUUGUGGAAAAAAAACUAGAAUUACAUGCACAAAAUAAAAUUUCAAUUAUUUGGUAAUUAAAUUCACUUAAAAUAUACGAUGACAGGAAGAAAGUUUGGAAAGUUAAUAGGUGUACUGGAAGUAGGCAAUUCAUACUGUAAAUUCCUCAUUUACGCAUUGAAAAAUAGUGAAAUCCUAACGUGUCACGAGCUCAAAAUUAAUAAAAUUGAUGGAAAUGAUGAAGAUGAAUAUGAUCCUAUUGAACUUUGGAAUACUGUACAAGAAGUAAUUCAUAUAGUUGUUGGAAAUCUUCAUAUUCUUGAAAUAAAUUGUAAUGACAUAAUAGGAAUCAGUAUAACAAAUCAACGAGAAACGACUUUGUUAUGGAAUAAGGAAGGUCAGGUGCUGAAUAUUUUAAGCUGGUGUGAUGAGCGUUUAGUUUCAUUAAAAGAUUCAAUUCUGGCACGAACAAGAAACAAGAAGAAUUAUCUCAGAUCUGUCUGUGGAUUACCAUUUGACAUAUGCUUUAGUGGACUUAAGAUACAAUGGUUAAUUGAAAAUAACAAGGCAGUACAGGACUCGAUAACGAAUAAGGAAUGUUAUUUUGGUAAUUUAGAUUCAUGGAUUGUUUGGAAUUUGACAGGGGGUCAAUCACAUUGUACAGACGUAACAAACGCAUCUAGAACGCUAUUAAUGGAUCUAGAAACACUCCAGUGGAAUAAGAGACUUUGUAACUUUUUUAAUAUCCCAAUGAGCAUUUUACCAAAGAUUCGAAGUAAUAGUGAGAUUUAUGGAUAUGUCAAAAUGAAUGGAUCAAGGGUUUUAGAGGGGAUACCUAUUGCAAGUGUAAUGGGUGAUAAAAAUAGUGCUCUCUUAGGUCAAUUGUGCUUAAAGCCUGGACAAAUUGAAUGUCAUUUUGAGAAUGAUUGCUCUAUAAUGUUUAAUACAGGCCAAGAAAUUAUCCAUUCCGAAAAUGAUCUCCUUACAACGAUUGGAUUUCAAUUAGGACCUAACGAAAAACCAUUUUAUGCUCUUGAAGGAUACAUCGGAAACGCUUGUUCAACGGUUGAUUGGUUGAAAAAUUCAAUAUUGCCCGAAUCUAAUAAUAAUUUUGACGACAAUAUCUCACCAGUUUCAAGUUUUAUUGCUAUGAGAAACGGAAAUUGCUUUAAAAAGUUUCGUGAAGAAGAGAUUAUCUUUGUGCCAGCUCUAAAAGGCCUUUGUGCCCCAAACUUUCUUUAUCAAGCUAAAGGCUUCAUUUCUGGCUUAACAAUAAACACAACUUCUCAUCAACUAUUUGUAGCUGCAAAGGAAUCCAUAUGUUUUCAGACCAAAACAAUACUCGAAUCAAUAAGAAGAGAUUGCAAGACAUGGCCGAGUAUAUCAAAAAUUGUUGUUGGUGGAGAAUUUACCGAAAAUGUUGAUUUUCUACAAUUGUUAGCCGACUUGUGUUCAAUUACAGUUGAAAGACCUCAAAUUUCACCACCAGUUUCACUCGGUAGCAUGCUAUCUGCAGCACUUACUUUGAAGUGUAUUACACUGGAGGAUUUCAAAAAGACUUAUAUUCCGCCAGUUGAUAUUUAUAACUCAACCAUCAAUUCAGAUAUUAGUGAUCAACGUUAUGUCAAAUGGCUGUCUAUAUUUAGGUCAAAUUUAUAUGUAAAUGGACAAAACCCUCGCGAACAAGUGCAUAAAAUCAUUGAAGCUAAAACUGCACAUCAAUACAUAUUAGAUUCUCUACCAGGCUGUUUAUAUUUAUUUUCAUCUUACGUAAUUUAUGUUCUGAGCCAAUUAGCUCCAAAGUCAUAAUUUUAUAGUCAUUUUUAUUUAGUAUCUACUUUAAAAUAAAAGUUUCAUUUCAAAAG
This is a messenger RNA of Chironomus riparius, 2008 nucleotides long. Lineage: Eukaryota; Metazoa; Arthropoda; Insecta; Diptera; Chironomidae. The record is from the annotation of a GenBank genome assembly.